GCGGGCGUGCCGGCCAGACUGUGCACCUGAGCUUCGGCGGGCCGCUUGGGGCACCGUCCCCGGCCCGCCCAGCCCCGCCAUGGCCAGGCAGCAGAGGACUCCGGCGCGCAGUCCCGAUAGCAUCGUCGAGGUGAAAAGCAAAUUUGACGCUGAGUUCCGACGUUUCGCACUGCCCCGCGCUUCGGUGAGCGGCUUCCAGGAGUUCUCGCGGUUGCUGCGUGCGAUGCACCAGAUCCCAGGCCUGGACGUGCUGCUUGGCUAUACGGAUGCUCACGGCGACCUGCUGCCCCUCACCAACGACGAUAGCCUGCACCGGGCCCUGACCAGCGGGCCCCCGCCACUGCGCCUACUGGUGCAGAAGCGGGCAGAAGCUGACUCCAGCGGCCUGGCUUUUGCCUCCAACUCUCUGCAACGGCGCAAGAAAGGGCUCCUGCUGCGGCCAGUGGCACCCCUGCGCACCCGGCCACCCCUGUUCAUCAGCCUGCCCCAAGACUUCCGCCAGGUGUCCUCAGUCAUAGAUGUGGACCUACUGCCUGAGACCCACCGACGGGUCCGGCUGCACAAGCACGGUUCAGACCGCCCCCUGGGCUUCUACAUCCGAGAUGGCAUGAGUGUGCGCGUGGCUCCCCAGGGCCUGGAGAGGGUUCCAGGCAUUUUCAUUUCCCGCCUGGUGCGUGGAGGCCUGGCUGAGAGUACAGGGCUGCUGGCGGUCAGUGAUGAGAUCCUUGAGGUCAAUGGCAUCGAGGUGGCUGGGAAGACUUUGGACCAAGUGACAGACAUGAUGGUUGCCAACAGCCAUAACCUCAUCGUCACUGUCAAGCCCGCCAACCAGCGCAAUAAUGUGGUGCGUGGGGUGUCUGGGCAUCUGACAGGGCCUCCCUCUGCAGGGCCUGGGACUGCUGAGCCUGAUAGUGACGAAGACAGCAGUGACCUGGUCAUUGAGAACCGCCAGCCUUCCUGUUCUAAUGGGUUGUCCCAGGGGCCUCCAUGCUGGGACCCACACCCCAGCUGCCUACUUUCUGCUGCCCGCACCUCUCUGCCCUCCCUGGAUAACCAGGAGCAGGCCAGCUCUGGCUGGGGGAGUAGCAUCCGAGGAGAUGGUAGUGGCUUCAGCCUCUGA
Messenger RNA from Cynocephalus volans (Philippine flying lemur), 1120 nucleotides. It is a transcript of the gene PARD6A, whose product is annotated as par-6 family cell polarity regulator alpha. Gene Ontology annotation, cellular component: apical plasma membrane; cell cortex; nucleus. The record is from RefSeq and is a predicted model, not a curated record. Bases 80 to 1120 code for a protein of 346 amino acids. Gene Ontology annotation, molecular function: protein binding. The transcript is spliced from 3 exons. Gene Ontology annotation, biological process: centrosome cycle; regulation of cellular localization; establishment or maintenance of cell polarity. NCBI's taxonomy places the organism in Eukaryota, Metazoa, Chordata, Mammalia, Dermoptera, Cynocephalidae.